UUUUUUUGGUCGAACAUACAAAAAAAAUUUACUUUUUUUGCAUUUCUCCGGAGAAAACAAAAACAUAUUUUAACAUUUAUUGAAUAAAACACAUAUAAAAAUUGACGCUUAUUUGUUAAAACAGCGUUAAUAGAAAAAGAGUAAGAGAUUAGAAAAGUUUAAGUGAGAAAUAUAAUACAUUUUUGCUAAUAAUUAGCAAGUUGGUUGAUGGUACAAAUGAAAAAAAAACAUAAAAUUAUAAAAAAUACAUAAAAUAUAAAUGAAAUAGACACAUAAAAUAACUAAUUAAACAACAAGGCCAAUAAUGAAGGCAAUAAAAAUGAUAAGAAAUUGUCUGUAAAACACACAACACGGCAAAAAACUAUUUAGGGUUGAGUCUUCUUCAGGCAGCAUCGCUAACACAGCACAACAACUGCUAAUGGACGGACGGCAGAGUAUUAAUUGAAGUGUUUACGUGUUCCCUUGAUUAUUGUUAUUAUUGCCAUUGGUGCAGAUGGUAUUGGUGUUGGUGGCAUCAGCAGUAGCAGCAGCAGCAGCGGCGCUAAAGGUAGUAGAGUUGGUUGUGAAGUUGGAAUCAUUAGAAAUAGAUCACAAACUUGCUUAGUUUAUAAACUAAACGAGAAACAGCAACAACUACUAGUGUAUACCUAUGUAGAACUAAAUGUUUCAUGUUUAUAGGGUAAUUGAAUGAAACCUUAUGGGAAUUACUAUAAUUAAGUAUCGACGUCAACCAUAACAUUUCGUUGAAAAGCCAUUCUUGUUUAUACAAUAAAACACACAUUAAGCAGUUUGACAUUUAGCGGUGUCUGAAAUUAAAUAAAUAUAAUAUAAACUGGCUUACGAUAUAAUAUGCAAUAUUAUAAUCUAAACGACUCCAACAUGCUGUGAUAAAUAUUCAAAAUAAUAUCAAACAAUAGGAAUUGUCUGCAAAAGCAAACGACCAAUUAAGUUGCCAUUACAAAUGACCAAAACAUUAAAAAAAUAACAAAAUUCUUUAAUUAACAAAAUUCCAACACCCUCCCACCUGAAGUCAACCUAAAAAAGAAAACAAAAAGAAAUCAACCAACCAGUCUAUAUUGCCAACAAAAAUGCGUUCUAAGAAAUUCUUAAUUAUAGCCUGUUUCUUAGUAACUUGGACAUUUAUUGUAUUCUACUUUGUGCCCCGUACAAAUACGAAAUUUUCUCCAGCUUUAACAUCCAAUAGGUUACAGCAAUUAGAACAAGAUGCUCGUCAAGAGUAUCGCAAAAGUGAUAAGUUAAUGGUUAAUCUAUUAGGCAUACUAAAGACAAAAUAUCCGCUCGAAACUCAAGCAGCCACAGAAAAAGAAAUUGCCAUCAUAGCCUUACCGAAUAAUCAACCCAUACAGGAGCCACCCUCCUCCAAUGAGAGACAGGAAAAUAUUUUGGAACAACCCAAUGAUACAGAAACGAAUUUAGUUAGCAAUUCCCAGCAGCCAGUAACACCAACCACAAAAACUCAUCUCAAUAAUGGUCAACCUAUUAUACCGGUAUUAGUAUUUGCCUGUAAUCGUGUUUCCAUUUCAAAAUGUUUGGAUAAUCUUAUUAAGUAUCGUCCCAGUAUGGAACAAUUUCCCAUAAUUGUUUCGCAAGAUUGUGGUGAUGAGGCUACACGUAAUGUUAUUCUAUCCUAUAAGGAACAAGUUUCUCUAAUAGAACAACCCGAUCAAUCGGAUAUAUUUGUACCACCGAAAGAAAAGAAAUUUAAGGGUUAUUAUAAAAUAGCUCGUCACUAUGGUUGGGCAUUGAAUAAUACCUUUGGCAAGGGUUAUGAUUAUGUUAUAAUUGUGGAGGAUGAUCUCAAUGUGGCACCCGAUUUCUUUGAAUACUUUUCGGGUACUCAUCAUUUACUCAAGCAGGAUCCCUCUUUGUGGUGCGUUUCUGCUUGGAAUGACAAUGGCAAAGCUAAUCUUAUAGAUGCCUCGCAUCCGGAAUUGUUAUAUCGCACGGAUUUCUUUCCCGGUUUAGGUUGGAUGCUGACCAAAGAUCUGUGGCGGGAAUUAUCCGUUAAAUGGCCAAAAUCUUUUUGGGAUGAUUGGAUACGUCAUCCGGAGCAGAGAAAAAAUCGUGUUUGCAUACGUCCGGAAAUAUCAAGAACUCGUACAUUUGGCAAAGUUGGUGUUUCGAAUGGCCUGUUUUUCGAUAAAUAUUUACGUUAUAUUAAAUUAAGUGAAGAAUUUGUACCAUUUACAAAAAUGAACUUAAGUUAUUUAUUAAAGGACAAUUACGAUAAAACAUUUAUAAAAGAAAUCUAUACGUAUCCUGUAGUUACGUAUGAUGAAUUAAGACGUGAGCUAAUAAAACGUGAUGGACCGGUAAGAAUACAAUACAAUACUAGAGAUCAAUAUAAAAGAACAGCAAAAAUGUUGGGACUUAUGGACGAUUUAAAGAGUGGUGUACCGCGUACUGCUUAUCAUGGUAUUGUAUCGUUUUUCUUUAAUAAAAGACGUGUCUAUUUAGCACCCAAUGUCAAUUGGAAAGGUUAUGAUUUAUCGUGGAGCUAACAGAAUUUUAUAAUUUUAAGUUUAACAUCUUAGUCUUAAAUUUAGUUUAUUUUUUUCUAUUUAUUAUAAAAAAUAACAAAAAAAAAUGUUGAACAAAAAAACAAUUUACUAACAAUAAAACACAACAAUAUAUAUGAUUCCUUUUUAUUUUGCUAUUAAGUAAGACUAGAGGUCUCUCCCAUUUACUUUUAAUAUAUAAUUUUUAUAAAUGACCAACCAAAUAUUAAUACAAUUUAUUAGUUUUUAAACUUAGUUUAAAGUCUUAAUUUUCUCUGGUAUAUAUGUUUUGUAAAUUUGUUUUAUUUGAAUCUUUAUUUUUUUAUAUUAUUAAAUGGACCACCUAUAAUUACUAUGUAUUUAUGUAUGUAUGAUGUUGUAUUUAAAAUCCUAAGAGAACAAAUCUAAACAGAACUUGUAAAGUAAAGCAAUAGUUUUUUUAUUAUUAUUAAAUAGUUUAUUUUACAUUUAUAUUGAUAUUAGCUUUUUGUAAAUUUCUUAAUUCUAACUAUUAACUACUUAUUAUUAGUAGUAUAUAAUGUUGACUUAAAAUAGUUUAAAGAUGUAAUUGUAAAUUCAAAAGAAAUCAUUCCUUUUAUAAGUUUGUUUAAGAAACGAAAUUUCCUACAGUGAUACGUUUAAAAGAAAUGUAACUAUUUGCUAAAAAAUUAAAAAGAUUAAUGAAAGUGAUAAAAAAGCAACAAGUUUUUAAAUAAACUGUUUGAAAACUGAUCUUAUCAAAACUUUUCUACAGACAACUGAUCUUAGGAAGUGAUUUCUACAGCAGAUGUACAUAGAAUACUGAUCUUACGAAAAGGUUUUUAAUAGAAAACUGAUCUUAAGAAGAGGUUUCUAUGGGAAACUGACCUGACAAUAAGUUUUUAAACGAAAAGGUUUCUAAUAGAAAACUGAUCUUACGAAAAGGUUUCUAAUAGAAAACUGAUCUUACGAAAAGGUUUCUAAUAGAAAACUGAUCUUACGAAAAGGGUUCUAAUAGAAAACUGAUCUUACGAAAAGGGUUCUAUUAGAAAAGUGAUCAUACGAAAAGUUUUACAUAGGAAACUGAUCUGACGAUAUUUUUUUAAUAAAAGAAUCAUCAUACCAAAAGAUUUCUGUAGUAAACUGAUCUUGAGAAAAGUUCUCUAAAUGAAAACUGAUCUUCUGAAAAGAUUUCUAUGAAGAGUUUUCAAUAGAAAUGAGAUCUUACGAUAAGUUUUCUAUAAAAACUAUUUAUACGAAAAGUUUUCUGUAGUAAAGUGAUCUUUAGAAAACAUUUAUAUAAAAAACUGAUCUUCUAAAAAGAUUUCUAAAGAAAUCUGAUCGUACUAACAAAUGUGUAAAGCAAACUGAUCUAAGAAAAUGUAAAAUGAUCAUAGAAAACUGAUCAUACGAAAAAAAUUUUGUAAAAAAAGUGAUCUUGUGAAAAAUUUUCUAUAGGAAACUGAUCUUACUAAAAGUUUUCUAUAUGAAAAUGAUCUUGGGAAAAGUUUUCAAUAAUAAAAUGAUCUUCUGAAAAGAUAGCUAAACAAGUACGAUCGUACUAAUGAAAUUCUAAAGCAAACUGAUUUUACAAAGAGUAAACUGAUCCGACAAAAAGUUGCCAAUAAAAAAACUGAAAAAUUGUUAAGAGAAAAUUGAAAUUUCGAAAUCAAACUGAUCUUACAAAGUGUAAAUUGAUCAUAGAAAACUGAUCCUACGAAAAGUUGUCUAUAAAAAACUAAUUUUAAGAAAAGUUGUGAAUAGAAAACUGAAAUGAUAUGAUGUGAUCGUAUUAAUAAAAUUCUAAAACAAACUGAUCUUACAAAGUCUAAAUUGAUCAUGGAAAAAUGUUUCUACGAAAAGUUGUCAAUAUGAAACUGAUCAUACGAAAAGUUGUCAAUACAAUACGAAAAGAGCUUUGUAGUGAUCUUUUGAAAAGAUUUCUAGAUAAAUUUGAUCGUUCUAAGAAAUUUCUAAAAAAGAUUUUUCAAAUUGUAAACUGACCAUAGAAAACUGAUCUUACGAAAAACUUUCUAAGAUCAUAUAAAACUUAUCUAACGAAUGGGUUCUCAUUGUAAAAAAACUGAUCUUACUGAUCUGUUUAAAAUGAUCUUACGAAGUUAUUAAGCCUUUCUAAAUGUUUUCUGUGAAAAAGUGAUCUUUCUAAAAAUUUCUAUAGAAAACUGAACUUUCAAAAAGUUUUCUUUAGAAAACUGAUAUUACGAAACAAAUUUAAAAAACAAUUUUAUAAUUUUAACAAAUUUCACUAAAAUUACAUCUUUUACUAUUUUAAGAUCUCAUUAACUUUUAUGUACAAUUUUGUUUAAUAAAUAAAUCUCAGUUAAAAUAAAGAAACAAAUUUAUUAAAAAUUUCCAAGUAAUAAGUUGCAGCUGUUGAUAUAUUUAAUAGUUUAUCAAUAAAAGUUUAACAAUAAAAACAAACAUA
Molecule: messenger RNA, 4944 nt
Organism: Lucilia cuprina (Australian sheep blowfly)
Lineage: Eukaryota; Metazoa; Arthropoda; Insecta; Diptera; Calliphoridae
Product: alpha-1,3-mannosyl-glycoprotein 2-beta-N-acetylglucosaminyltransferase
Exons: 6
Coding region: 1089-2522 (477 amino acids)
Biological process (GO): protein N-linked glycosylation
Cellular component (GO): Golgi apparatus
Molecular function (GO): alpha-1,3-mannosylglycoprotein 2-beta-N-acetylglucosaminyltransferase activity
Source: RefSeq, a predicted model, not a curated record